Penicillium subrubescens is the source of this 3033-nucleotide messenger RNA. RefSeq lists its product as uncharacterized. The transcript has 3 exons. Bases 1 to 3033 code for a protein of 1010 amino acids. The record is from RefSeq and is a predicted model, not a curated record. NCBI's taxonomy places the organism in Eukaryota, Fungi, Ascomycota, Eurotiomycetes, Eurotiales, Aspergillaceae.
AUGUGGACACCUGCGAUCAAUCUUCUAAGUCUGUUGCUGCUUUGGCAGCCAGCAAGAGCAGACACCAAUGAUCAAACCUCCGCAAAGGUAGAGAGAGGUACUUUCGAUGACCCCGCAGCCCGACUUCGUCCGCGUUUCCGAUACUGGUUACCCGAUGCUGGUGUCGAUAUACAGACAGUGCAGGAUAAUAUCAAGUCUGCUGGUGCAAUUGGAGCCGGUGGAGUGGAGUUUCUCCCAUUCUACAACUAUGGGGGUCAAUUGAGCCCAGAGCCUACGGGUGCAGACUGGACCAAGGAUGGCUUUGGAACGCCCACGUUCCACAAGAUGUUUCUGGCCGCACUGGAGGCUCAUAAGGAGGCUGGCUUGGUGAUGGAUUUUCCACUUGGGCCGAAUCAAGGCCAGGGUGUGCCUGCUGAUCCAAGCGAUGAAGGAUUGCAGUGGGAUUUGAAACCCUUCUCUGCGGUUGUUACAAACGGCCAAUUUGAUGGGCAGAUUCCAGGAUGGGGUGCUGGUGAGCUGGUCGCUCUAGUCUCUGCUGAAGUACUGUCUACCAAGAACAUCAGCCUGGGUACCGGCAGCUCGUCUUUCUUUGGAUCAUCUCAAAGUUCAUACCUCUCUUUGGUGCUCAAAAAUGGCACUCUAGUUGAUUGGGCUAAGGAUGUGUCCUCGACUGGACAUGUUUCUCUCAAGUUCCCUUCUGAAUCAACCCAUCGCUUGUUUGCGUUCUAUCAGUUCCUGAGCCAGGAAAAAAAUCUGGAGUACAGCAGUGGCACUGGCAAGACUAUCUGGGAUAAUGGCUCGUAUGUCGUGGACCAUUAUAGUGCGAAAGGCGCACAGGUGGUGGCCAAGUUCUGGGAGAAGUAUAUCCUGCCUGAGGGAGUGAAAGAACUAUUGAUGGAGGUCGGAAACUACGGAUGGGAGGAUAGUGUCGAGAUCAGGUCAAACGUUUCCUGGACCCCAUCGCUUCCUGAGAUUUUCCAAUCAAAGUAUAGCUAUGACCUGAAGCCAUUCCUGCCAUUGGUCACGUUCAGAGGCAACAACAUCAACAUUCAGAGCUCCAGUCCUGGUGAAUUCUACUGUGUCCUCGACACUCCCGACCAGGGCCUUGGUUACCUCCAUGAUUUCCGCGGUGCGCUUGUGGAGGGAUACCGUGAUUACCUGGAAGGAUUGACCAACUGGGUGAACAAAGAGCUCAACCUGCAGAUGUCAGCUCAGGUUUCAUACAACUUGCCAAUGGAUAUGGAAGCCAAUAUUCCUUUCGUGAACGCCCCCGAAUGCGAAAGCCUUCAGUUCGAAAGCAACAUCGAUGGGUACAGACAGUUCGCUGGCCCUGCCAACUUGGCCGGAAAGCGAGUCAUUUCUAAUGAGAUGGGUGCUAUUAUGAUGAAAGCGUACAACUUGCAACACCAUGAGUUGUUGGGCUACAUCAACCGGGCCUUUGUGGGCGGCGUUAAUCAGAUGAUCCUUCACGGACAGUCAUACACUGGUGAUUACUACGGCACUACAUGGCCGGGCUAUACUGCGUUCGUGUACUUGUUCUCCGAGCUCUACUCUGAUAAACAGCCCUCUUGGAACCAUGGUCUUGGAGACGUCUUGAACUACACAGCUCGUGUGCAGUACCUUCAACAAUCAGGUGUACCACGUACCGACGUUGUCAUCUACAACAAGGUCUCCGGCACCAAUCCCAGCUUCCCAACGCUAUACUCAUCAAACGACUUAAUCGACGCUGGAUAUACCUAUACAUAUCUCUCUCCAGAUAACUUUGCCCUGCCCCAAGCAACGGUGAAGGGCAAUACCCUUGGUCCUGAUGGCCCCGCGUACAAAGCUAUGGUCAUCACAAGUAACAGCAACCUUACCCUGGAUGGCGUGAAUUAUAUCCAAAAGUAUGCCCGCGCAGGACUGCCGGUGAUUCUCAGUGGAGGUGACCCAGAUGUAUACGCAACACAUGACAGCAGAGAUGCGCCAGCUAUCAAACAAGCUAUCCAAACACUGAAGCAGUCCCGCAAUGUCUACAGCGUCUCCACUGGAAAGGUUGCCGUCAAACUCCAGGCCCUCGGUAUCCAGCCACGAGUUGCUCUGCAGAACAAUGGGACGUGGUAUGCAACCUGGAGAGAGGAUGCACAGAACGGCAUGGACCACGCCUUUUUGUUCUGCGAUGGUAAAGCUUCGACUGGUACCGUUUCCAUUGCCAGCAACAAGGCUCCAAUCUUCUUGGAUCCUUGGACUGGACAGACAAAGCCAGUACUCGAAUAUACUCGUCACGGAAACCAGGUUGUCAUUCCACUCAGCUUGGCAGCAAACCGGACAGUCGUGAUCGGCUUCAUCGACAGUUCCUCCAAGUCCAUUCAACACGUCACCCAGCUGCCCUCGUCUGUCGUUGGAUAUGACUAUUCUCAAAAGUCUGGGAUUGUGCUGCACCUCUCCGCUAGCGAGAACAGCCAGUCUCUGACCCUAUCAGACGGUAAGCAGGUGAAGAUCGCUGGUACGGAAGUAGCCAAGGCUUCCACCCUGUCCAACUGGACCCUCACGGCCGAACACUGGGAGGCACCCUCGAAUGUCUCUGAUGUUGACACGGUCGCCAUCAAGCACAACACCACCCACCAGCUCUCUUCUCUUGUAUCUUGGACGGAGAUUGAAGCUCUGAGAAACGUGUCCGGCUUGGGCUACUACUCGGCCAGUAUCAGCUGGCCCCCAACUGGUCAUGGCUCCGCAGAUGGAGCCUAUCUCAUACUUCCAGCCAUUUCCCACGCUGCUCGGGUGUAUGUAAAUGGUCAGAAGGCUCCUGCAGUUGAUUUCUCAGCUCCGCGGGUGGACCUUGGUCCAUAUCUGAAGAAAGGUUCCAACCAGAUCACUGUUGUCGUUCCGACUACCAUGUGGAAUUACAUUCGCAGCAUUGCGGGUGAGGUUAAAUCUGGGGGUACUCCGCUGGAGCUGCUUUUUUCGGCUUUUGGUACUGCUAUUCCUCCCGUCACUGAUAAUGGCCUGGUUGGGACUAUGACGCUGGUGCCUUAUGUCAGCGUGCGUUUAGAUUAG